This is a messenger RNA of Vanrija pseudolonga, 447 nucleotides long. RefSeq lists its product as uncharacterized. The coding region runs from base 1 to 447 and encodes 148 amino acids. The transcript has a single exon. The record is from RefSeq and is a predicted model, not a curated record. NCBI's taxonomy places the organism in Eukaryota, Fungi, Basidiomycota, Tremellomycetes, Trichosporonales, Trichosporonaceae.
AUGAACCACUCCGUCACCGACCUACUAGCAACCACAAACCACACCCUAACGGACUGGUACACCGGGCUGCGGUACACCCAGUUCGACGAGUGCUGUUUCCGGGGCGGCGGCAUCCGGACCAACCUCACCGUGCCACAAUUCACCGCGUCCACGCCAAAGGCCUUCGACCUGCCGUACAACAUGAGCGGGCAGGUCAUCUUCCACUGCAGCCUCAACCCGGAAGAGGCACAGCGCUACGCCGCGUUCGCGAACUGUACCGACGAGUUUGCGGUCAAUCCGACCCAGGACCUGUGGGUCAAGGGAUACCUCACGCUCCCGAACGGCACGGUGCUCGCCGCCACGCCGUCCACGGUGGGGGCCAAGCUCACUGCUGCGAGUGGCGCCGGGGUCGCGCGGGCGUCGCUCGCCAUGCUCGUGCUCUGCGCCGCCGCGGCCGUCUUAUUGUAG